Messenger RNA from Epinephelus lanceolatus (giant grouper), 4024 nucleotides. RefSeq names its product sarcoglycan, delta (dystrophin-associated glycoprotein) (gene sgcd). The record is from RefSeq and is a predicted model, not a curated record. Gene Ontology annotation, cellular component: sarcolemma; sarcoglycan complex. Lineage: Eukaryota; Metazoa; Chordata; Actinopteri; Perciformes; Serranidae. Gene Ontology annotation, biological process: cardiac muscle tissue development; heart contraction.
CUCCUGCCUGGAAUCAGCCCAUUUUGGGGGAAUUUAAACGACAGAGAGUGUGCUGCGCCGGCUGUGCGCUCUGCGGUUCUGGUGCGCUGGAUCUUCUUCUUCUUCUCUUUAUCUCUCCACUAAAGGAUGCUCAGUUCUUUCCACAACCAGGAAUAUUACUACUACAACUACCAAUACUCUUACUGCUGCUGUUCACUUCUCUGCCCCAGCCCGAUCGCAGUCUGAAGCACCCCGGUCCCCUGAAGGGAAGAAGAAGCAUGUCAGAGGCGCCCGUGUUGCACAUGGAAAUGAGCCGUCUGCUGCUGGUUCUGCUGGACUCCAGCCUCUAAACCAGACUUGAGAUUAUCCAUAAAUCGCAGAAAGGCUCUGAAGAAAUUGGGGAUCCUAAGAGUUCCUUUCUGGCGAGCCAAAGAUUCUUGUAUCACUGUAUAUCGGGGAGCACCAGCUGCUUAACCAGCUCUAUGGUUUUCUGACUUGUCCAAGACUGCGAUUUUGGCAUCUGACUGAGAGGUGAUUAGAGAAAUCCCUCGGACCCUGUCAGAAACUCCGAAUCAGCACACUCAUACACUGAGAUGACCCAAGAACAGUGCACUCAUAGGAACAAUGUCCAGAGUUCAGAGAAACCACAAGUGUACAAAGUGGGAAUAUACGGCUGGAGGAAACGCUGCCUUUACUUCUUCGUCCUGCUGCUGAUGAUCCUGAUCCUGAUCAACUUGGCGCUAACUAUCUGGAUCCUCAAGGUCAUGAACUUCACCAUAGACGGCAUGGGCAACCUGAGAAUAACAGAGAAGGGCCUGAAACUGGAAGGGGACUCUGAGUUCCUCCAACCCCUCUAUGCCAAAGAAAUCCAAUCCAAACCAGGCCGCCCGCUGUUCCUGCAGUCGUCCAGAAACGUGUCGGUCAAUAUUGUCAACAGCAACAACCAGCUGCUCACACAACUUGUAACAGGAUCCAGUGGAUUUAAAGCACGAGGCAAGAUGUUUGAAGUCAAAUCCACCUCUGGGAAGCUGCUCUUCUCCGCCGACGAGCAGGAGGUGGUGGUGGGCGCCGAGAGGCUCCGAGUGAUGGGGGCCGAAGGGGCCGUGUUCAGCAAAUCAGUGGAGACGCCACACGUCAGAGCCGAGCCAUUCAAAGAGCUGAGGCUGGAGUCUCCCACUCGCUCCCUGCUGAUGGAGGCUCCUAAAGGCAUCCAGAUCCUGGCUGAGGCUGGAGACAUCCAGGCCAUCUGCAGGAACGAGCUGCGACUGGAGUCCAAAGAUGGAGAGAUCUCUCUGGAUGCUCGUAGGAUUCGCCUGAUGCGGCUGCCUGAGGGGAAGGCCUCCACCAGCUCCUCAUCCUCUGGGACCAGGCAGACUGUCUACGAGGUUUGCGUUUGUCCCAACGGGAGGCUUUUCCUGUCCCAGGCCGGCACCGGAUCCACCUGCCAGAUCAGCAACAAUGUCUGCCUCUAGGACUGAUACAUACAAUUAUAAAUAAAUACACAGAUAGCCUGAAAGAAAGACGGGCAAAGACAGACAGAUGUACACAUAUCGCCUGCCUCCUGGACAGCAGACACAGACACUACAUACAAAGACUGCCAGAGCUGAUGGAAAUUUAAACAAUCAUAGAUACUGUAACUAUACAGACACACUGAUGAGUACACUUUACAAUCACAAACACUCAGACUGAUAUUUAGGCUCAACCGAUAUGUUUUAAAGGCCAAUACGGAAAAUUUUGGAUCCUGGCUGCUGACAGCUGAUCUUUUGUGCCAAUAUUUCAAUGCUUAAAGAUAUUUUCUCCCUCAAUUUUAUACGUUUCAGAGUGGAAAAGCCUUUGAGAUCAGCAUCUAGAGCAUCACGGGUUACUAAAACUCUCCAUUGAGUGUCAUACACAUCUCUCAAAACUCUUUAUACAUACCAUACAGCAGGAGUUGUUAGGCUUUUAAACUGAACUACAUGAAUAAAACAAAACAAAAAAAAAAGUCUUUCAUUGCAGGUUUCAGCAUUUUUUUAAUAUAACUAAGGUCAGAGAGGAAUCUCAGUCAUACUGGAAAUAUAGGUUACUGACCACUGAUACACUGGUAUUUAAUGAAAUGACAGUAUUGGUAAUGUAUCGGUCUGACCCUAUUUAUUAAUUGCGUACACACAUACAGAUGCACACACUCGCUUACAGACAUGCAUUCACACAGUAUACAUAUUUUGACAUGGAGUACACUCACACACACACUCACACUCUUUGCUCGUAGGAGCCUCCUGGUAGAAACUGAGAGGGAAAUUCUCCAGAGAUUUACAAGAAGAGACACUUAUCUGUUCCCUUUCUCCCUGAAGAGCAUUUCAGUACCAGAAUCACUAGGGUGAUCACCCAUGGCAACAAACCCCUUCCACUCCCCUUCCCUCUGUUCCCCUUUUCCCUCAUCUUCUCUUCUUCCUCUCCGACGGUUACCACAGCUGAGAUAAUUAAAAGAUUUAUACUUUCCUUUACUGUUGUUCAUAAAGCAUUUUAAAGCCUCAUAGGCACGCUAUAAGCACUUAAUUACGACUACUCCUAAUAUGCAUUGUGUCAGGACUUGGCAUGGAUGUAUUAGAAGAACUGGAUACCCGAAUCUAAAAUGGCACCCAUUCAUUUGAAUGAAAAUUGCUUGGCCACAAGCCAAAAAAGGUUUCUAGCUUAUGUGUCUGCUCAGCCAGUGCACUUUGUAUUGGAUGAAGUCACUCACAGUGAUAGCGCUUUCUAGAAUCUAGGAAAGUUUUACCAUUAUAACACCCUCUCGGAUUGAAAUCGUAAUGCGAGUGGCCUCUGGGACAAAUCAACAAAAAGACUGGCAGGCGGCAACGUAUCCAGCUCUCUCAAUACAUCCACAGGACUCGGAUGGUUCCUAGGGUAGACGUUUUACAAACUGCCCUUUCAGUCAAAACCACUGACUGUUUAUAAUGAUGGACCAAGCACCUCCACCUCCUCCCACUGUACAGAGAUUAAGCCAAAAUAUCCCGGAUGUAGACGCUUCCAUCUUGCGCUGGUGAUGUCAUUCAGAGCCAGAAAAAUGAAUACUUGAACAUAAGAACUGAUAAGAUAAGAACUACCUAAAAUGACAAAACUUUGGUGUAUAUUUUGAUUUGUUUAGUUCAGCCAAUGUCCCAUCAGCUAACAUGGAGGGGGCGGGCUUUAUGACCUGUACUGCAGCCAGCCACCAGGUGCCAAUGGAGAUGUUUUGGCUUCACUUUUGGGGAGCCGUCAUGUUGUCCAUCUUUAUUGAAAAAAUGAUGGUCAAAACUCAUACCACAUCCAGAAAUGUCCAUUGAUAUGUGUGUAAAAAUGCAUUAAGUGCUGUUAGUUUGCCUAUGUGACAAUGCAUAAACAUCAUUAGGGUUUUGUGGGAAAGUGGAAAAGUUGAUGCUUUUGAACAACCAAACUUUUAAAUUAUUGGACCAAAGUUGAUUUCAGUUCAAAAGGCAGAAUUGACAUUGCAAUGAGGUUGACACAAGUAAAUUAAGUCACAAAAUAUUCAGCCCAUUUGGCCUUUGGUAGAAUCUGUCCAAAGUGUAUCAUGACAAACUAUGACUCAUGCCAUGUUCACGUCCUAUCAUGUGCACCCAACUGGGAAUAAUUAUGCAAAUCAGCUUCAAAGUGCUGAAACAAUUUAUUCAUUGGACUUAUUUAUUUCGAGUGUGUUAACAACAACUAUCUUGCGAACUCAGAUUUUGACAUUUGAACAUGGUAAUCAUGUGGUGGCAGAGAGACAUUGCCCAGUUGUAACCGUUCAUGUGAUAUGAUGUGAACAUGGCACAAGUGCUGCCACACAAACCUCAACUACUAAACCACUGAUCUGUUGGGUUUUUUAAUUUGAUGUAAUCUUUUGACUUUGAAGUGAAUAGAAAGUUGUUUUAAUUAAAUAAUUGUCAGUGUUCUGUUUUGCCUACAUAAACUCUGUCCACGUCUCUUCCUGUCUCUCUAAAAACAGCUCAACAUCCUGUUGUAACUCUUAACUUUUUAAUCACACAAAACAGAACCCAUGUCAUAAAUGUCUGAUGUAAGCUGCCCCAACCUC